AUGGCUUUCUCCCCAGGAGCAUGGCCGGCGAUCACUGCAAUCUUGCUGGUGCACGGCCUGUUCGCUGCCUUCCCAGCGACUUCGGUAGACGUGGGCGACAUGCUGAUGAUGGACAGGUUCCGCCAAUGGCAAGCCACGCACAACCGGUCGUACCUAAGCGUCGAGGAGAGGCUGCGGCGCUUCCAGGUGUACCGCGACAACAUGGAGUACAUCGACGCCACCAACCGGCGUGGCGACCUCACCUACGAGCUCGGUGAAAACGAGUUUGCCAACCUCACCCAGGAGGAGUUCCUGGCGAGGUAUGCUUCCUCCUACGAUGGCGCCGGUGAUAAUACGGGCAUCACAAUGCCCGCGAGCGGUGGCGACGCCGAGCUGUGGUCGUCUGGCGGCGAGGAUAACUCCUUGGAGGCUCCGCCUCCGCCUAGCAUGGAUUGGAGGGCCAAAGGCGCCGUCACGCCGCCCAAGUCCCAAAGCUCAUCAUGCUCCAGCUGUUGGGCGUUCGUGACGGUUGCGACGAUCGAGACCCUGAACUGGAUCAGGACGGGGAAGCUGGUGUCCCUCUCGGAGCAGCAGCUGGUGGACUGCGACCAGUACGACGGUGGGUGCAACCGCGGCUCCUACAACAGGGCCUUCAAGUGGAUUGUGGAGAAUGGUGGCCUCACCACGGAGGCGGAGUACCCAUACACGGCGGUGAGGGGCGCCUGCAACCGCGCCAAGUCCGCCCACCACGUCGUCCAGAUCAGCGGCAGCGGUGUGAUUCCGCCCAGGAACGAGCCCGAAAUGCAGCGCGCCGUUGCCGGGCAGCCCAUUGGCGUGGCCAUCGAGGUCGGCAGCGGCAUGCAGUUCUACAGGAGCGGCGUUUACUCGGGCCCUUGCGGGACAGCGCUCGCUCACGCCGUCACCGUCGUCGGCUACGGUGUCGACGCAGGGGUCAAGUACUGGAUCGUGAAGAACUCGUGGGGGCAGACAUGGGGUGAGGGCGGUUACAUCCGCAUGCGCCGCGAUGUCGGUGGCCCGGGGCUCUGCGGCAUCGCACUGGACGUCGCCUACCCGAAAAUGGCGAGGUGA
This is a messenger RNA of Triticum urartu, 1068 nucleotides long. Its product is annotated as cysteine endopeptidase RepA-like. NCBI's taxonomy places the organism in Eukaryota, Viridiplantae, Streptophyta, Magnoliopsida, Poales, Poaceae. Gene Ontology annotation, molecular function: cysteine-type peptidase activity. The record is from RefSeq and is a predicted model, not a curated record. Gene Ontology annotation, biological process: proteolysis.